AAAUUGUUGUAUUGGGCCACUAUCGAAGUAGAAUCCUCGAAAUCCCAACUUUAUUGGUUUAAAUGUAGUUCUAAUAAGAGCACAUUUUAUUUAUAAUAAUGGGCUAUGAUGAACGGAGUGAUGGCAGCAGCUCUAGCGAUGCACAGGACAGCUUUCAGCGCAACGUGUCCACAAAAAUGGGAUCUCAGCAGGUCACAAUGCCGAAACAUAUUCCCUUUCCGGAGCAUGCAACCACAUCCGAAUGGCUGAGCGAGCUCAUAAUGUGCGCCUUUACCAUGGGUGCUGCCAUUGUUCAAUUUAUAAAUAUUUACCGCACGAACUGGUGGCUACCACAGUUCCAUACGCGGCACAUGGUGAACAUUGAGUUGAUUGAUCCGUAUUUGAGGUACCUCAUCCUAAUACUGAAUACGCGUCGCUUCCUCUACUGCAUGCUGUUGGCCAAGUGGAAGAGCAGUGAGAGGCGCUUGCUGCGAAUGGGCAUCAAGUACGGAUUCGGUGGCCUUGUUCAGGCUGCUCUCUGCUACUGUGCCAUCAAGCUGUAUCAACAACACACCUACAUGUUGCUAUUCUAUCUGAGCUAUCCAGUUGUGGUUUACUUAAUCAUAUUCGGAUUUCAAUUGGAGCCGUUCCUGCGCUCUAGAUUCGAGCUGCCCGGCGUUUAUAUCAAUGACAUGCCCGUGCACAGCUGUACGAAUAGUGCAACCCAAAUUCGCGACGAGAUUGAGACUCUGAGGCAUGACUUUAACAAACGCUUCAAGCAGUUGAUUUUUACGUGUAUGUUGAAUGCCUAUUUGGUGCUAAUACCUUGUCUCCUGGCGCUAAGCGUCCAGUACAAUGUGAUGCGUGCGGCGCAGCAUUGCAUUAUCGUGUGCCUGGGUGCAUUUAGUCUGUCAGCAGUGUUCCUGUAUCCAGCCAAGUAUAGCGACACGCUUCAUCGAGCCACCUUGCACUUGGGCAGCUGGCAACGCAUGGACCGUGAUCCUCAGGCGGCGCCCUCACAGCUGAUUGUUGCGGCCAAUGCACAGACGUGGUCCAAGUAUGCUGUGUACGGACAUGCGAUUGUGGUUAAACAUAAUGGAGCUCUCUAUCGCAGCCAUGGUCUGGUCACAGUCGCCACACCUGGAAACGCCAGUCAUGCGCGCUUCUAUAAGUUGUUCCACAACCCCACUGUCAUCUAUUCAACAUUGGCUACCCUGCAGGCAGCUGUGCUGCUGGUGGAGAUUGCCUCGCUGAGCUCCGCCAGCAUUGAAUGGCAUUUCGUGCUGUCCAUUAGCUUUGUGGCCUUUACUAGCAUGGUCGCCUUCUUUAAGCUGGUGCGGGAUUAUCUAAUUACCAAGCAUCUCUACAAGGCAGAGUGCGCUUCCAUUUACAAUUAAGUCAACUAAAAAUAUACGUGUAUGCCUAGAAUCAUCUUCAUGCCAAAAAGCUUUGUAUCAUAUCAAAAACAAAUACAAUGUAUUCACAACAGA
This is a messenger RNA of Drosophila innubila, 1469 nucleotides long. RefSeq names its product transmembrane protein 39A. The record is from RefSeq and is a predicted model, not a curated record. The transcript has 4 exons. Gene Ontology annotation, cellular component: membrane. The coding region runs from base 99 to 1376 and encodes 425 amino acids. Lineage: Eukaryota; Metazoa; Arthropoda; Insecta; Diptera; Drosophilidae.